AUGGCUGCCAUCACCGAAACCCCCACGACAGGCCUUCUCAACCUUGAGAAAGAGCUCGUCUGUUUCAUUUGCACUGAAGUCCUCUACCAACCGCUCACCCUUCUCGACUGCCUGCACACCUUCUGCGGCUCUUGUCUGAAGGAAUGGUUCUCCCACCAAUACCGCAAAGCAAUCCACUCGCGUACCCCAUCGUCCACGAACCCGUACACCUGCCCAACAUGUCGCGCCCCUGUCAAAACUGCCCGGCCGUAUGCGAAGAUCAAUACCUUGUUGGAAAUGUUCUUGAUCGCAAACCCUGACAAGGAUAGGACUCCGGAAGAGAAGGCCGAGAUGUCGCAGGCGUAUAAACCAGGAGAUGAGAUUCUCCCAAAGGUGGAAAAUCACAGGAGACGGGAGAGAAGAAGGCGCGAAGAGGAGGAGUCGGCGCCGGGAGAUUCGAGGAAUGGGGAGGGCGGACAGCGUGAGAGAAGCAGACGUGACCAACACUUGGACCCCGCUUCGGCUGAUACCAGACGAGGCACUAGUGGAAGCAGUAGAAGUCGGGAGCGAAGAGAGACAGCAGAAAGACAAAGAGAUGCCGACCGCCGCCAGAGACAUGAACAGCAGCCCGCUUCAGAUGCGACCUCCUCUCGACCGCGAACAGCAGCGUCUUCCAAUUCGGCGGAUCUAUCUUCACUCUCUCCUCCACCCAGCUCACCUAGGCAUCCCGAGGCCGUCGAGGCGCGUCAAAGGGGUGCCCGAACUGUGGCUCAUCAAGCAAGUUUGAUUUCCAUUGUGAGCGCUUCGGAAAGCGGCACUGGCACUGGUGAUAGUUUGGACGAGGGGCGGCUAAUGCAAGAGAUUCUAGCCGAAGGCCUUUUGGACGGCAUCAACAUUGAUGAAUUGACAGAACAAGAACAGGACGCGCUCAGUGAAACCAUCGCCGAGCGUAUCAGGCAAUUGCACCCGGAGAGACUUCGUCGACCAGGUUCAGAUGACAGUAGGCAUGACAGUCAUGGGGCUACGACGAGGCCGCCGGCAUCGCAGAUUGAAGAACCCGCUCGUCGUUCCCGUCAGUCAUCUAGGAAUAACAAUCGCGAACGGACGCAGCCAAGUCCAAGAUCGAGUCAUAAUGUGGUUAUCGGGGGUAACGAGACUCGACCUCCAACGGCUUCGUCGCAGUCAGCAGCGGAGCAGUUAUUGACGCCGCCACAUACUUCGGUUCAACGACGGCGAGCCUCUGAUGAGAGUCGAAGAAGCGAAAAUUCUGGACUGAGAACAGAGCGAACACCUCAUCCUGCAGCGAGGUCGGCAACAGAUCUCUCCAACAGGCCUUCCUCAAAUGCAAGUAGCGCGGCUCGCAUUCAGCAACUCCAGCAACUCCCACAGGCACACAGGUCAAACACAGAGCCCAGGACCUCUCCAAGAGCCUCUGAAGUGUGGCAAGCUGCUGGUGGACGUAAUAUAUCUAGUCCGCCACAAGUUGCUUCGCCGGCUCAACAGUCACCAAGGCCUGAUUUUGCCCAGCCUCUCAUGUCGAGCAUCGCGACCGGUCCUGUUCCUACCUCAAUUCCAACUCUGGACCCAGCAGCCCGUGCUCCUGAACCAUCGGAGUUAUCCGCUGGCAAUGCGCCGAACAGGUCUGAGGAACCCUAUAUUGUGUGCUCGCGGUGUUCGCGUCCGAAUAUCCAGUACGAGGUCCACAAGCAUUGUGCCCCUUGCAAUGUUGAUCUUUGCCUGCGGUGCUACAGAACCGGUCGGGGAUGCAAUCACUGGUUCGGCUUCUAUCGCUCCGCUAUGCCCAAAUUCAACGCUUCUCAUCCGCCAAAUCGGAACAAUCAGUCUGUCGGACUGCCUCACUUGUUGGUUGGUCGGCAAUAUCAGAGGCCGUCCAGACAACAUAGUACAACUCCAAAUGCAUCCUCGCGCUUAAGAGAGGGAAACUUCUGUGAUCGGUGUGGUAGUCUUGCGAACGAUUACUUCUGGUCGUGUGACUACUGCAAUGAGGGCGAGUGGGGAUUUUGCAACGAUUGUGUGAAUACCAACCAUUGCUGUGAUCAUCCCUUGUUGCCAGUGGCCUACAAAUCUUCCGACUUGAACGCCGCAAGCUCUAGAAUCGGAGGAGGCUCGGCCGCUGUCACAUUGAGCCCAUACAGUGCUGGCGGGCGCGAUGUCUCUCCUGCUCAGAGCGCAGCUUCGAGUGUUACUUCCGCAGCUGGGCCUUACCCUGGUGUCCGGCCCGACUUUGUACCGUUGGAUGUUAAAACUAAUUGCGAUAUUUGCUCUCGAUCGAUUUCACCUCAAGAGACCCGGUACCAUUGUCCUACGCACCCGACUCCCUCUCCAGAAAAUUCUGGCCUGAAAGGUGAUUACGAUAUAUGCAGCACUUGCUACAGGCGCUUCGUCGAGACGGGCCAGAUCAAGCAUGAAGAUGGGCCAGACGGCUGGCGUCUCUGUCCCGACGGACACCGAAUGAUUGCUGUGGCAUUUGAACGGGAUGACGAGGGCAACGAACGUCGAAUCAUCACCCGUGAUAUUGUUGGCGGUGUGCAAAUGGCGGAUGCAGAUGUGGCGGCAUGGAAACUGGCGAUGAAAAAUCUGCACCGUGUUGAUAGAGCAACUCUUUCCGCUGUGCGAGGCGACUGGAGCUGGCGAGAAGACGAAGCCGGAACGCGACGCAAAACUCGAGCUAGAGCCGCCACUCUGCCACGCUCAGGGGUGCAGCUCCCUCCGGAUGGCGGCUGGGGUAAGGCUUACGUCGCCAGGUGGAGUUAUUACCCUCCUGAACAUGACAACAAGGCCAAGGACGAGCUGAUGUUCCCGAAGCAUGCGACUGUACGCGAGGUGGAGGAAAUCAACGACGAGUGGUGGUUUGGGGUAUACGCAGGGGAUGCCGGCGUGUUCCCGGCGAUAUUCCUGAAAAGCAGAGCUUGA
This is a messenger RNA of Cladophialophora psammophila CBS 110553, 2913 nucleotides long. RefSeq lists its product as uncharacterized. Gene Ontology annotation, molecular function: protein binding; ubiquitin-protein transferase activity; metal ion binding. Lineage: Eukaryota; Fungi; Ascomycota; Eurotiomycetes; Chaetothyriales; Herpotrichiellaceae. The coding region runs from base 1 to 2913 and encodes 970 amino acids. The record is from RefSeq and is a predicted model, not a curated record. Gene Ontology annotation, biological process: mitotic cell cycle checkpoint signaling; ubiquitin-dependent protein catabolic process; protein ubiquitination. The transcript has a single exon. Gene Ontology annotation, cellular component: nucleus.